CAACAGCUUGACGCGGUGAAAUUACCGAGAAAAGUGAAUAGCAUCAUCAAAAUUUGUAUAGAAAAGCUCGAUUCUGAAUUAAAAUAGGCCCGAAAUAUCAGCAAUACAAUGAGCCGCCUCUAUGAUUCCAUUGAACCAGCAGUUAUUGAGGAAGGUAUGUUACUUCAAGCAGUUGAAGAACAAGGACCAAAGUAUGAGGCUGGAGAAAUUGUUAAAAAAGAGGGCAUUGAUUUUGAUUAUGUUCUGCAUCUCAGAUUAGAUUUCAAGAAUAUUCUGAAGAUCGACAACUUAUGGUGCUUCAUUAAACUGACCAAACUACAACUUGAUAAUAAUGUGAUUGAAAAAAUAGAAGGAUUGGAUCUACUUGUAAACCUUGUGUGGCUUGAUUUGUCCUUUAACAAUAUUGAAGAAAUUGAAGGGCUGGAUAACCUAACAAAAUUGACUGAUCUUUCUCUGUAUAAUAACAGAAUAUCAACCAUUGCAAACAUGGAUACUUUAAUGGACUUGGAAGUUCUUUCACUUGGAAAUAAUGAUAUUAAUGAUCUCCGAAUGCGAGAAAAUGCUCUCAAGAAAAUGCAAACAUCUCUUGAUGCGCUUGUUGAGUCUGAGAUAAAAAUCCAACAGAAAGAAGAAGAACAACGACUUAUGAGAGAAGAAUAUGAGAAAGAUAAGGAGGCAUAUGUAGAAAGCUUCAAAGAUGAUCUUCUUUUUACAAGCUUGUAUGCAGAUGAUGUUGAAGGCAGGAAACUGAAUGAAAUGCCUGGUAUUGCAGAAGAAAUGGUCUAUUUCAAAGCAAAAAUAUUAGCUUUGUCUAAUCAAAUCUUCAAUUUUGGCACUGUGGAACACAUCAAAAUAAAAGAUGAAGUGGAUACAUUUUGGCAAUGUGUAGAAGAUGCGAAAGCAGAGAACAAGGAUUUGUCUACUAAAGCUUUCAAUGAAUUCAUUGAAUACAAAGACAAGACGUUUGAGGACCUCACCUUUGUCACAGAAAUGUCAGAGUAUGAAAGCAAAAUGGCUGAAUUUCGCAAAAAACUUGAGGAACUGCAUGACAAACAGCUGACAUAUGAGAUGCAAUUAGUUGACCAGCUUGAGGAUGUAAUUAAAGAAUUUGAACACAAUCUUCGCGAUCUUGUUUCGGCGUUUACUGAAGGUUUCCAGGGUCUUCUGGCCAACUGCCGGGACCUUGAAAGUCAGCACCACGAGAAAAUGAUGGAAGUUGCAUUGAUAAACGUAGAAACCGUACACAAGAACGAGGUUGAAGAUGUGUCAGAAGAUUUAAGAAACUUAUUUAUGGAUAAAGAUACGCUGGUGAAUGCAGUAACGACGUCCCACGAGGCGCACUUACUAAAGAUCGACCACGAAGAAGACAAAAUGUCCCAACGAAUUAAGAUGUGGGUAAAGAAUUUGCUUAAGCGAAUCCACGACGAAGAAGAAGUCCAACGGAAUCGUGAUCGCAUCAUUGAAAUCACUAACAUGAUCGAUCAUUUACGAGAAGCCAUUGAUAACUUGGAAGGAACAGUGGGCUAGAAAUACUCAUAGAAGAUAAACAACUGCGUCGCUUUAUCGACAUACAUAGCCAUAUAAUUUUGAUAAAAAGAUAGCAAUGUUUUUUUU
Molecule: messenger RNA, 1614 nt
Organism: Octopus bimaculoides (California two-spot octopus)
Lineage: Eukaryota; Metazoa; Mollusca; Cephalopoda; Octopoda; Octopodidae
Product: dynein regulatory complex subunit 3
Cellular component (GO): cilium
Molecular function (GO): protein binding
Source: RefSeq, a predicted model, not a curated record